Molecule: messenger RNA, 1141 nt
Organism: Sapajus apella (tufted capuchin)
Lineage: Eukaryota; Metazoa; Chordata; Mammalia; Primates; Cebidae
Gene: ZGLP1
Product: zinc finger GATA like protein 1
Exons: 5
Coding region: 48-848 (266 amino acids)
Biological process (GO): regulation of transcription by RNA polymerase II; oocyte development; spermatogenesis
Cellular component (GO): nucleus
Molecular function (GO): sequence-specific DNA binding; zinc ion binding
Source: RefSeq, a predicted model, not a curated record
AAGGGCGGGGCCAAGUGAAAUUAGGGAGGGGACUGGGUCGGGGCACAAUGGAGGCCAAACCAGCACCGAACUCCUCAAUGGCAGCAAAGCUGCUGGCGUCGCCCUGUCUGGACCUGGAGCCGCUGGGAGGAUCUUCCUCCCAGGAGAGGCCGAGGACCCCAGGAUGCCGGAGAACCAGUGGGAGGUCCCUCUGGCCUGCAUGCCAGAACUCCGUCACCGCUCUGCGCUUCCUCCAAGAGACAGUGGAGGGGCUGGAUCAGUCCCCUGCUCUGGACACCCAGGUCCUGGGACCUUGCUGGGAGCUGAUGGCUCUGGGGACUCAGGGCUCCCUGCCGCUGGACAGGGGUUCCAAGGACACACAGACCCGGAUCAGCCAGAAGGGCCACCGCCUGCAGCCCUCGGGUACUCCCCCUGCCCCACCCCAGAGAAGGCCCCGGAAGCAGCUGAACCCCUGCCGGGGCACCGAGAAAGUGGACCCCGGGUUCGAGGGGGUAACUCUGAGGUUUCAGAUAAAGCCGGACGCCAGCCUGCUGAUCAUCCCCUCCUACAGCCUUCCCUGCAGUAGCCGCUCUCAGGAACCCCCUGCAGAAGCUGUUGAGGGCCCCGCAGCCCACCCAGGAGACACGGAGGCCCUGGGGCUCCGGCGCUGUGCUUCCUGUCGGACCCAGAGGACCCCGCUCUGGAGAGACGCUGAAGAUGGGACCCCUCUCUGCAAUGCCUGUGGGAUCAGGUACAAGAAAUACGGCACUCGUUGCUCCAGCUGCUGGCUGGUGCCCAGGAAAAAUGUCCAGCCCAAGAAGCUAUGUGGCAGAUGUGGAGUGUCCCUGGACCCCAUUCAGGAAGGUUAAACUUGCCUUCCCCCUGCUGAGCCGCUUUUUCUGCCUCAGUUUCACCAGUGGGAGAAUGGGCAGAAGCAGCAAUCCUAGGAGGACCGGGGAAGGAGCUGGCCUGCCUCCUCUCUGCCAUCUCCAGAUUCAGGGACCCCGGGGGAAGACCCAGGCCUCAGGCAGCAGAGCCUGCUAGGGGUUACUGGCCCCCUUUUCUCCAGUCAGCCUUGGCCGAGGCCCCCUCAGGAGACGUUUUCAGGAAUGAUGAGCAUUGUUACAGCAGGGACAAUAAAGUACAGAAAGAUACUCAGAAA